Exaiptasia diaphana is the source of this 1045-nucleotide messenger RNA. RefSeq names its product glucose-1-phosphate thymidylyltransferase. NCBI's taxonomy places the organism in Eukaryota, Metazoa, Cnidaria, Anthozoa, Actiniaria, Aiptasiidae. The annotation marks the transcript as partial. Gene Ontology annotation, biological process: biosynthetic process. The record is from RefSeq and is a predicted model, not a curated record. The transcript has a single exon.
AUGAAGGGUUUAAUUCUCUCCGGCGGCAAAGGGACUCGUUUGCGUCCCCUGACCUACACCUCCGCCAAACAAUUGGUGCCGGUGGCCAACAAACCGGUGCUCUUCUUCGGCAUCGAGUCGAUUGUCGCCGCCGGCAUUACCGACAUCGGGAUCAUCGUCGGUGAUACCAAAGACGAGAUUCGGGAAGCGGUCGGCGACGGCUCCCAAUUCGGCGCCACUGUGACUUACAUCGAGCAAGACGCACCGCGCGGACUGGCUCACGCGGUAAUGAUUGCCGAGGAUUUCAUUGGUGACGAUUCCUUCGUCAUGUAUUUGGGGGACAAUCUCAUUGCCGGUGGCAUCGCCAGCCUGGUCGAGGAAUUCCAGGAUCUCAAGUGCAAUGCCCAAAUCCUGUUGGCCGAGGUUCCCAAUCCCCAGCAAUUCGGUGUCGCCGAGCUGACCGCCGACGGCGAGACCAUUGAGCGUCUCACCGAAAAGCCGAAGGAGCCCAAGAGCAAUUUGGCUUUGGUCGGUGUCUACAUGUUCGACAAGAACAUCUUCGACUCGGUGAAGAACAUCAAGCCUUCCGCCCGGGGCGAGCUCGAAAUUACCGACGCGAUCCAAGAUCUGAUCGAUCGCGAUUUGAGUGUGCAUCCCCACAAAGUGCGCGGAUGGUGGAAGGACACCGGCAAGCUCGAAGACAUGCUCGAGGCCAAUCGCAUCGUGCUCGAAAGCUACGACCUCAAGCGGCAGCACGGCCAACACGGCGACGGCACCAUCUUGGAGGGCCGCAUCGGUCUCGGCAAAGACGUGCAGCUGAUCAAUUCCGUCGUCCGCGGCCCGGCGGUCAUCGGUGACGGGGCCCGCAUUGAGAACGCUUUCGUCGGCCCCUACUCCGCCAUCGGUGACGGCUGUGUGAUCGCCGACAGCGAGAUCGAGAACUCGAUCGUGCUCUCCAAUAGCGAGAUCCGAGACAUUCCCGUGCGCAUCGACGGCUCCCUUGUGGGCAAGAACGCCCGAAUCGUGAAAUCUCCCGCCAAACCCAAGGCCUACCGCUUUAUGUUGG